AUGGGGAGGGCGGCAGCGCUCCAAAACUACAAUCUGGAGCUGGUUCAUCGGAUCGAGGAGCUGAGGGAGAAGCGCGAUGAGAUCAAGAGGAUAAUGCAGCUGGAGGAGGAGGAGAAGGCGGUGAUCCAGAAGGAUCUGGCGGCUCUCAGCAAGCGCCUAGCGGAACUGGAGGAUAGCCUCUCCCGGAAGUACGCCUACUCGAGCGAGUAUGACAAGACUAUCCGCGAGGUGGAAUCCGCUUACGCGAAGAUUUUGGAGAGCUCCAAGGCUCUACUUCACGUCCUCAAGACAGAGCCUAUGAAUCCUUCCAUGGAUCUUCUCAAGAAGCCCUGAUUUGAGGUGGACUAGUAAAAAAUUCAAAUCUGCUUUGGCGCUA
Molecule: messenger RNA, 376 nt
Organism: Selaginella moellendorffii
Lineage: Eukaryota; Viridiplantae; Streptophyta; Lycopodiopsida; Selaginellales; Selaginellaceae
Product: Sjoegren syndrome nuclear autoantigen 1 homolog
Exons: 3
Coding region: 1-333 (110 amino acids)
Cellular component (GO): ciliary basal body; centrosome
Source: RefSeq, a predicted model, not a curated record